Messenger RNA from Oryzias latipes (Japanese medaka), 5117 nucleotides. RefSeq names its product SATB homeobox 1b (gene satb1b). The record is from RefSeq and is a predicted model, not a curated record. Gene Ontology annotation, molecular function: RNA polymerase II cis-regulatory region sequence-specific DNA binding; DNA-binding transcription factor activity, RNA polymerase II-specific. Gene Ontology annotation, biological process: chromatin remodeling; regulation of transcription by RNA polymerase II. NCBI's taxonomy places the organism in Eukaryota, Metazoa, Chordata, Actinopteri, Beloniformes, Adrianichthyidae.
AGGCACUCCGUCCGGACGCCCCGUCAAACAGGACGCCUCCCACCACGCACCGUCGCCGGCGGCUCCUCGUCCGCAUCCUCGCUGAGCCUCUUUUUUAUUUUUCCCCUUCCACACGGGAAAGUAGACCGCACUUUUUUUGACCCCCGCUUCUCCUCGGUUUGUCUGGCGAACCUGUUCGGUUUGCCGCCUCCGCGGCCGCCUGUCAGUGUUCGCUCGCCGGCGGUCGCAUCGAGCCGAGCCGCCGACCAGCUUCACCCGCGAUCGGAGCCUCUCCUCGGUUCUUCUUCUUCGGCGGUGGCGGCUGCUGCUCCCGCGGCUAACCCGCUGCCUCCUCACUUUCACCCCCCUUGCACUGAAUGUCGCGGCUCUCCGCCGCUGCCGGACGGAGUUAGCUAACGCGGAGCGGAACCCCCCUCUCCCGGAACAUAUUUACCAAUGUUUGCCGGUCGCCGUGGUGCUGCUCGACCCCGCCGUCGCUCGCUCAGACCCGGGCUGUUGUUGAUUCUCGCCGCCGGCAGCCGGAGCGGGAGGAAGCGUCUAUUUUCUGACGAGCGUCGGCUGUCAUGAAGACGUAGAGAGACUCCGGAGCCGGGACUUUUUUUCUUCUUCUUCUUCUUAAUUACUGGGGGGGGGGGGGGUUCUUCUUUAAUUUUUUAAAUAUUUUUUCUACAUUUCUACCCUGGCCAAACUUGAAGCAGGCGCGUCUCCCGGGAGGUGUUCACGCCCCCCCGCCGCUGAAGUGCUACGUCUCAGGUGAUAGUGAGCAGAGGCGCUGAGAAGGAUGGAGCAUCUCAGCGAGACGUGUUUGGGCAAGGAGAACUCGGAGCUGGUCAACAGCAUGGCGGAAGCCAAGGCCCCGCCGGCCAAGCUGCCCCGGCUGGAGCAGAACGGCAGCCCGCUGGGGCGGGCCCGACUGGGCAGCAACGGGGCCAAACUGGCGGGGGUCCCGUACAAGCCCAGCGGCCACCUGCUGAAGACCUUCCACAAGAGAGGCAACAUGCUGCCGGUGUUCUGCGUGGUGGAGCACUACGAGAACCCCAUGGACUUCGACAGCAAGGAGGAGCACGCCGAGUUCGUCCUGGUGCGCAAGGACAUGCUGUUCAACCAGCUCAUCGAGAUGGCUCUGCUGUCGCUGGGCUACUCUCACAGCUCCGCCGCCCAGGCCAAAGGUAUGAUUCAGGUGGGGAAGUGGAACCCCGUCCCGCUGUCGUACGUGACGGACGCGCCGGACGCCACAGUGGCCGACAUGCUGCAGGACGUUUACCACGUGGUCACGCUCAAGAUCCAGCUGCACAGUUGUCCUAAGCUGGAGGACCUGCCGCCUGAGCAAUGGAGCCACUCAACAGUAAGAAACGCCCUCAAGGAGUUACUCAAAGACAUGAAUCAGAGCUCUCUGGCUAAAGAAUGUCCUUUAUCACAGAGUAUGAUUUCCUCCAUUGUGAACAGCACUUACUAUGCAAAUGUGUCGGCGGCGAAGUGUCAGGAAUUUGGGCGCUGGUAUAAACAUUUCAAGAAGACAAAAGAUAUGAUGGGCAUGCGCCAACCCUCCCAGCUGGAGGGCUACCUGGGGACGUGUGUUCUCCGUGAGAGCCCGCGUGCCAAUGCACUAGCUGAAAUGGACGGCCUGUCCGACCUCUCCCCUCCCGGCUCCAACCACAACCACCUGGGCUUCUCCCAGCAGCAGCCCAUCCCCGGCAGCACGGCGGAGCAGACCCCUUCCUCGCCGGUUCCCCCUAUGCCCCACGGCCCGCCGCCGCACGGCGGCCAGACGGCGAGCCGACAGCCCCAGCUCCCCGGUCUGCACCACCCGGGCCUGGUGUCCACCCCCAUCAGCCCCCAGCUGGUCAACCAGCAGCUGGUGAUGGCGCAGAUCCUCAACCAGCAGUACGCGGUGAACCGGCUGCUGGCGCAGCAGUCCCUGUCGCAGCAGUACCUGAACCACCCGCCCGUCAACCGCAGCUCCCACAGCAAGCCCAUGGAGCCGCAGGUGGCGUCCAACACGGAGGUCUCCGGCGAGAUCUACCAGUGGGUCCGGGACGAGCUGAAACGGGCCGGCAUCUCGCAGGCCGUCUUUGCUCGGGUGGCUUUCAACAGAACCCAGGGUUUGCUGUCGGAGAUCCUGCGUAAGGAGGAAGACCCCAAGACGGCGUCCCAGUCGCUGCUGGUCAACCUGCGGGCCAUGCAGAACUUCCUGCAGCUCCCAGAGGCCGAGCGCGACCGCAUCUAUCAGGAGGAGAGGGAGCGCAGCCUCACCGCGGCCUCUGCCAUGGGCUCCGCCCCCCUGAUCAGCACGCCGCCCAGCCGGCCUGUACAGCCCCGCCGCGAGGACUGCAACAGCAUCCGACCCGAGGACUGGAAUCCACGCAUCCCUGUGGGCAUUUCACCUGUGAAACCGUCGCCGCUGCCGAGCGAGUGGAACGGCAAGACGGAGAGCUGCAUCCUCAACAUCAACUCCACCAUUUAUGACGAGAUCCAGCAGGAGAUGAAGAGGGCCAAAGUGUCGCAGGCGCUCUUCGCCAAGGUGGCUGCCUCCAAGAGUCAGGGCUGGCUCUGCGAGCUGCUGCGGUGGAAAGAGGAUCCGUCUCCAGAGAACCGGACUCUGUGGGAGAACCUCUCAAUGAUCCGACGCUUCCUGAGCCUGUCUCAAGCCGAGCGCGACGUCAUCUACGAGCAGGAGAGCAGCGCCGGCCAGCAGCACCACGGCGAGCGGCCCACGCACCUCAUCCACCUGUCCGCUGACCCGCUGCAGACUCAGCCCACUCAGACUCAGCAGCACCAGCCCUCUCUGUCCCUCCACCCAUCCCAGCCUCUGCUGUCCCAGCAGCCUUUGCAGCAGCUGCAGCAGGCCACCCCGGGCCCCCGCCUGCCGCCCCGUCAGCCCUCCACAGCCUCCCCGGCUGAGACGGAGGACGAGGGCAGCCGAGGAGGGAGCAUCAAGUCGCGCACCAGCGGGGGGAAGAUCUCCUUGGAGGCUCUGGGGAUCCUGCAGAGCUUCAUCCAGGACGUGGGGCUGUACCCUGACGAGGAGGCGGUCCACACCCUGUCCGCCCAGCUGGACCUGCCCAAGCUCACCAUCAUCAAGUUCUUCCAGAGCCAGCGCUUUUACGUCAAUCAUCCAGCCAAGCUGCCCAAGGAGACCAGCAACAACAACAACAACAACAGCGCCACAGUCAACAACAACAACACAAACGGCAGCGGCAGCAGCAGCAGCAGCCCCGCCUUCGACGAGGAGCUGACGGACUUCAGGGAGAGCGGCGAGCUGCUGAAGGAGCUGGACGAGAGCACGCAGACCAACAGCACCAUCUUCUCCAUCAAGAUCGAGGAACAGCUGAGCCGCGCCGCCGAGGCCGAGGUCAAGGAGUAGACCCCGCCCACCAGCCAAAAAAACUCAUCUGCACACAGAGACUGGCACCUGCGCCGAACGAGGCGCCACGCUCGGCCCACGAAGACGAGCGCGUCCUCCGCCAGAGGAGCGCUCCAGAAACUGACAGGCGAGUUGUCACACUGGAAAAUCCGUGUCGGGUUCAGCGAAACGAGAACUACUUUUCGGAUUUUGUAAAAGUUGUAUUAUUGACUGUAAAGACUGACGCAUCAUUUACGUAAUCUGCACAAAAACCAGUAAUCUGAGUAUGUUGCCGUGAAUAUUUGCCGACUGCACUCGAUGUUUGUUUUACACUGACUGAGCUACUGACCGGGUUCUGAAAGGAGAAGUUCUCCUGGAGUUUGCAGGACUUUAAAAGGUGUUGGUGACAAUUAACUGGAAGGUUUUUUUGGUUUUUUCCUUAUUUGGCAAAAAAAAGGCAAAUGAGAUCAAGGACCAAGCAGUUGUCGAGGCCUUAAUCCUGAGGUGUCGCGUCUGGAGCCUGCUGGCAGAGGAGCAUGCUGGGAUUAUGGUCACUUCAGCCUCAGUCGCUUAUUUAUUAGGGAAGAAAUAUAAAUAUAUAUAAAUACAUAUAUAGACAUUAUAUUGUAACUGUUAAAAAAAGACAUUCUUAAAGAAACUAUGCCAACAAAUGCCUUGUACUAUACGGCACUGCCGACGUUAGAUUAUUUUGCAAAACCUCGGUCACUGUAACUCUGAAAUGCCACACAGUCAGAAAUGUGAUGUUUUUGUUGUCUGACAUUAUUUAUUUGCAGUUUUUAACGUAAAAAAAAAACUUGAUUUAUGACGUUCCUCACUUGGCGCUUUCUCUUUUUUUUUUCUGUUUUUAUUUUAUUUUUUUAAUUCCGCCAACUUGUUUUCUAUUUAUAAACGGAUGGGCGGCAAAAAACGAAAAGUGUCUUAAACGUUUUAAGAAGAAGAAAUGUGCUUUAAAGAUCGCCUCUAAAGUGCUGUGUGUCGAGCGGCUUAUGCUACAAGCUUCACGAUCGAUGUCGUAUGCAAUUUUUACUAUCAUGCAAAUAAGCUUAGGUGAAACGAUUAACCUAUAGGACACCUUAGAGAGAAAAACAUAUGCAAUCUGUGUGAAAAUCGAUGUCUGCGAUGUGUCUUCCUUUGGUCAUCGAUCUCCUGUACAAAAAGUCUUUGUUUUUUUAGGAGUUCAACAAAAAACAAACAAAUCCAAUCAGAAGGGGUCAUCGGUGGUUAAUGACGCACUGAAACUGUUGUUUUUUUCCUUCCGUUUGUGGCAUUAACUCCACCGGACUCCGUCACUCCCACACGGGUCGUAGUGGAGAUCAAAGGCGAGUGGAUCUGUCUGGAACCCGGCUGAGGUCACCGUUUGUAAAGCUGUAAAUAUCCCAUCAUCAUCCCUCCUUCCUGUAAAUAUACUCUCUGGGUUUGGAUUCGGCGCCUCUUCCUCUCAGACGGACUGUACCUGCAGCACCUGUGGAAGCCUGAGGUGAACGGAGGCGAGGCGUGACCACCUGGAGCAGCACAGGUGUGCCGGCGCGGGGGUGAACCCCAGAGGGGGGCAGGUGUGUGCGCACCUUCAGGAUGUUUCUCUCACCUCCAGAAAUGUGCCAGCGCUCCCUCGAUGUUCUCUUUUCUGUUUUUUUUUUAUGAAUAAAAAUCCAGACUGUAACUUUGUGUGUUUGCAAAAAAUAAAAACAUUUUUUUUCUAUCUGAAAGAAAAAUGAUGCACAUGAAAAAAUAAAGAGGCACCGUUUAGCAUCAU